GUUGACGUCAUAUGAGCGUGAAAUUUAAAGCGGUGUCGUCUAAAAGGUUGUUCUAUAGUACUAGAAAAUCAAAUCACGGGCAGGCCAUCUCCGUCCAUGUUCGAGUAACCGGAGGAAUUUCCAUUCAUUGAUUUCUCGUCACUGAAAGACAAAGAAACAACGCCAAGCCAUGCCCGUUUGUUGCAGCAUCAGAGCUCUCUGGGUCGUCAACAACCUUGACGCCGUCGUUUUCUCCAGGAGGUUCCCGGUGGUGGAGAAGCGUUGGCAGGCAGCUUGCAAGACUGAAAAUGAAAGUUGUAGCGAGGAUCCUGUUAAGUACACUGUGUUACCUACACUACCUACUGAUUCCGAGUUAGCUGCUGCUUUUGCUGAGAGAAAAAGAAGGGAGGGAUCUGUGCGUGGUUUUGGCAUACGGGUAAUUCAGUCAACUAAAGGGUCAGAUUCAUGGGUUGAUGACCCAAUUACACGCCAUGUUAUAAGCCUCAACAUUGAAGAAGAGGAGGGAGGAGAGAAUCACCUGCUAUGGCCAUUAAUCUUGCACAUAAAAGGCCCUUAUUCUAUCCUUGUACUGCCUCUGGUUGAGCCAAAGCACCUCAAAGCAUACACAAAAUUAUGUAAACGAUCUGAUUGUGGAAAUGCUGUUGGAGUUGAUGAUAGUUUUUCUUCCCUUCUGCUUGAUCUUCCAUCCAUCACAGGGGCAUUCACGGCAGCACAUGCGAUUGGUGAGGUAAUUACUGGCGAUGUGGUAGAACCUGAAGUUGUAGUAAGUGCAUCACCAUCAGUUGGAGGCUUGUUGGAUUCACUAACAGGCAGUAUUGGAAUAUCAGGCAUCUCGUCAAGAACAAAACCUGCUGCUGCAACAGGUGCUUCUUCUGCACCUUCUGGUACUGCUGUGGUAGGAACUGUUACAUCAGAUGCUCCAAAACUUGGUUCAAGGGCUUUGGAUAAGGAUGCACUUCGAAGUUUUAUAAGCAGCGCAAUGCCCUUUGGUACGCCUGUGGACCUGAACUACUCUAAUAUUUUUGCUAUCAAGGUUAAUGGCUUUUCUUCGUCGGAUUUACCUCCUCAAGACCUCAAACAACCAGCAUGGAAACCAUAUCUGUACAAAGGAAAACAAAGAUUAUUAUUCACAAUUCAUGAAACAAUUCAUGCUGCAAUGUAUGAUAGAGAUGAGAUUCCUGAUAGUUUAUCUGUCUCAGGUCAAAUAAACUGUCGAGCAGAAUUAGAGGGGUUACCUGAUGUGUCAUUUCCCUUAACAGGGUUGAACACUGGUCACAUUGAAGUUUUAUCCUUUCAUCCUUGUGCCCAGGUUCCAGAGCAUGGUGUGGAUAAGCAGGCUGUGAUGUUUCAACCACCACUUGGUAAUUUUGUUUUGAUGCGUUAUCAGGCAAUCUGUGGCCUUGGACCUCCUGUCAAGGGGUUUUACCAAUUGUCAAUGGUCUCUGAAGAUGAAGGUGCAUUUUUGUUCAAGUUGCGUCUAAUGGAAGGCUAUAAGGCUCCUUUGACAAUGGAAUUUUGUAAUGUCACCAUGCCCUUUCCUAGGAGAAGAGUUGUGUCUUUUGAUGGGACUCCAUCAAUUGGAACAGUUUCAACUACUGAGCAUGCUGUUGAAUGGAAAAUUGUCACGAGUGGACGGGGCUUUACUGGGAAAAGUGUUGAGGCAACUUUCCCUGGAACAGUUAAAUUUGCGCCAUGGCAAACCCAAAGGUUAGGAGGCACAGUAGAUGAAGAUAGUGAUGGUGAGACAGAGAAUGCAAAUAAUAUGGUUAACAUAGAGGAAUAUUUAAUGGAGAAAAUGAACAAGGAUCUUCCUCCUACUGAUCUAGAGGAGCCAUUUUGCUGGCAUGCAUACAAUUAUGCUAAAGUGUCUCUCAAGAUUGUUGGGGCUUCAAUAUCCGGAAUGUCGAUUGAUACUAAAUCUGUAAGCAUUUAUCCAACCGUAAAAGCACCUGUAGAGUUUUCAACUCAGGUUACAUCUGGGGAUUACAUUUUGUGGAAUACACUAGGAAAGUGCCCUUCUGUUGCCACAAAUAUAGGGGGCUGAAUGGCAACUCAGGAGCAUUUGUGAUGAGAAGGAUGCCUCUGUUGGCCAACUACUCCCUGAUCUCAUACUUAAGACAUUGUAUGUAUGCUAGACUGAGGACUACCUUUCCAUGUUCUGCCUUUGAGUUUGGUUAUCCUCAGAUCAGAUUCACCUUCAAUUUUUAUGCUGCAGAUCAAAUUGAAAGUGAGGAAUUCUAGGUAAUUUAUUGUUUUUCGUAUUCAGUAUCGCUCUGCAUGGAAGCAUUAGCUAGGACAAUAUAGGCAAUUAAAUCUAGAUCACAAGACAAUGGUUGCUUGCACUUUUUAGCAUGACCCAUUAUUUCAUUUUUUUUUUUAAUUAUUGCUACAGUAGUUGUCUUGCCCCCUUUUUGACAGAAAAUUUCAUGUAAAGAGUGUAUUCUAUUUGGUUGAUGCCAACUGCUUGCACAUACACCAUGAUUUGGAUUUAA
This is a messenger RNA of Mangifera indica (mango), 2492 nucleotides long. RefSeq names its product AP-5 complex subunit mu. Gene Ontology annotation, cellular component: clathrin adaptor complex; lysosome; late endosome. The transcript has 8 exons. Lineage: Eukaryota; Viridiplantae; Streptophyta; Magnoliopsida; Sapindales; Anacardiaceae. Bases 170 to 2044 code for a protein of 624 amino acids. The record is from RefSeq and is a predicted model, not a curated record. Gene Ontology annotation, biological process: intracellular protein transport; endosomal transport.